This is a messenger RNA of Homarus americanus (American lobster), 3392 nucleotides long. RefSeq names its product arginine/serine-rich protein PNISR-like. The record is from RefSeq and is a predicted model, not a curated record. The transcript has 11 exons. Lineage: Eukaryota; Metazoa; Arthropoda; Malacostraca; Decapoda; Nephropidae. Gene Ontology annotation, molecular function: RNA binding. Gene Ontology annotation, cellular component: presynaptic active zone; nuclear speck. Bases 164 to 2659 code for a protein of 831 amino acids.
CAGUCGCCAUUGUGCCGCCGAUUUGUAACGUGGUGGAGCGUACUACUAGAAUCUGUGUCUUAGGGACAUUUUUUUGCAUCCGGGCUUGACAGACUUGCCCAGAAGUACCACGUGGACGUUGGUGGCGAGUACUUAGGUGUGGUUGUGUUGGUGAGUGGGCAGCAUGUGGUCGGGCGCUCCACAAUGGGCCUCAUGGGCCCUGCAGCCCCAGCACUACCAGAACAUGAAGCCAGAAGAAGCAUCAACAGUGGACUGGGCAGCUCUAGCAAAGCAAUGGAUCCAGAUGAAGGAGACAGUCCCACAGGAACCAGUGCAGCCACCUCAGCAGCCUCCAGCCCCUGUUACCUCUACGCAAAGUCAUUCAGCUGAAGAUACUGCUGCCGGUGGAGGAGAGAUGGAUAUGGAGAUAGAAGAUGACAAAGGUCCUUCCGCUAAUUGUACAGAGCCGCAGAACGGAGAGCCGUGGGCAGGCUGGAGUGGAGACUGGCCACCAUCUCAGUCCGGGAUGGGCUGGGGCUGGGGCUGGCCAGUAGACUCGUAUUCUCAGAAUGCAUCUGGCAACCAAGAGGCACUUGGUCAUCAGUUUAGCGGAAAAGACGGUGAAUAUGGAUGGCCUAUGAUGGGAGGUGAUAAUGCCCAAGGUGACUACAUGGGGAGUGAUGGAAGGGACAGACGAGGAAGGGAGUUUCAAGUUGGUACCAUUGAUCAGGAUCGAGCAGCUGCUAAGGAGGCAGACUUCCAAUUGGAUGCUGCUCAGAGAAAAAAACUUCCUGCCUGGAUCCGAGAAGGCCUCGAAAAAAUGGAGAGGGAGAAGCAGAGGAAGCUUGAGAAGGAGCGACAAAUGUCAGAAAAGGAAGAAAUGUUGAGACGGAAAAGAGAGGAUGAGGCAAGAGCAAGACGUAUCCUUGAGGAAGAUCUUGCCAAUGAUGGCAAACCUCGCAUACCAAGGAGAAGCAAAUUUGACAGUGAUAGCGAUUUAUCUGACCAUAGUCGAUCUGCAAGUCCUGAAGCAGGCACACAGGGAUUGGGCAUGGCACGGAAGCGUCGCUCGAGGUUUGAACCUCGGAAUGGCAAGGGAGAAAUUCAAGAUGAGGACAGUACAAAAGAUGAUGAGGAGGAGGAAGAAGAGGAGGAGGAGGAUGAAGGGGAGAAGGAAGAGGAUGAAAAAAAACGUCCAAGAAGAUUACCAUCACCUGAACCAGUUAAAACAGAGGAGGAACGGAUGCAGGAUAUGAUGUUGAAGCUGAGACGGUGGAUGACAGAAAUUCUAUUAGAUGUGACAACGGGUAUGAUGGAAGAAGUUUGUGGUGAGGUGCUCAAUCGUGCCCGUAUGAAAGCUCCGGCAGUUCAGGUCAAGAAGAGCUCGGCCCUAGCCUCUUUGUCGGGCGGCAUUGGGCUUGGCAUCUACAGUGACAGCGAGAGCGAUGGCGAGGGUUCGGGUGGUGAAGGAGGCGGUGGUCGAGGUGACACUGACAGUGAUGAGGAGCUACGGCAGACCAUCAGGCGUAAACGAAGAGAUUUUCAGGCCACAGAGAGGGACAUACUGCAGCGUUUGCAAGCAGAAGAAAUGGCAGAACGGAAAAGGAAAUUUGGUGUUCAUGAGUCUGGUUCUGAAGAUGAUGAAAAGGAGGCAGGGGAGGGAGAAGAGGAAAACAGAAAUGAGAGAAGGGCUAGCAAGGAUGGGGAUGGGGACAGGCUUGGGGAACAACCACAGAAUCACCAAGACUCUGAGGAAGAUGUCAGUUCACCUCCAACUUCUGGUAAUGUGAAAUCUAUGAAGUUUGUACCACCUCAAGAUCCAGAAGUAGAUUCCACACAGCCAGACAGUGGCACCCCAAGUGGGUCCAUGAGAGGGGAUAAUGAUACAGAACAUAGUAUAGACACUGAGGAAGACUCUAAGUCCUCCUUGAGUGAUCACUCUCAUUCUAGUGAAGGGAAAAAAAAAAAGAGAAGGAAAUCAAAAAAAGAAAAGAAGAAAAAAGAGGGAAGGAAGAGGAGUAGGUCAGGCAGUAGGGAGAGGGAGGAGAGGAGAGAACACAAGAAGAAGAAGAAACGAAAAGAGGUUAGCCGUAGUAGAAGUAGAAGCCCUGAAGAGUACAGUAGGUAUAAGAGUAGGAGCAGGAGUAGGGAGAGUUACAAGAGGAGGAGAGACAUAAGCCGGAGCCCAAGUGAGGAAAGGAGCUCUCGUAGGCAGUACAGUCGAGAUCGUUCGAAGUCAAAAGGUAGAGAUAAGUCUCGGGGGAAAAAUGGAACGAGGGAUUGGUCAAGGGACAGAUCUAGGGAUAGGCGAAGAAGCAAGUCUCGUGGUAGAAAAAUCAGUAAAUCAAGGGAUAGGAAACGCUAUAGAGAUAAGAGUAAUGAGAGUCGAUCUGGGUACCGUCAUAGAAGUAGGUCUCGUGGGAGGGAUCAUAGGCGAAGUUAUAGAGAUGGAAGUGAGGAGAGUAGGUCAGGAAGAAGUAGUAGAAGGCGCUCUCACACAUACAGUAGAAGCAGAAGUCGCAGCAGAGGCUAUUCCCGCAAGAGAGAUCGCUAUCAAUCCAGAUCUCGAUCCAGGUCAAGAACUCCUAAGAGGUCAAAGAAACGCCAUCGCUCUCGGUCUAGAAGUUCCUCCUUGUCACUCCCGAAGAAGUCGAGAAGAAGAUCCCGGUCGUCAUCGUAGGCAAGUGAAGGUCCUAUCGUGAGUGCUGUGGUAAGACCAUAACAAGGUAAGUUGUUUGUGUUCUGUGAAGGUGUCUCUGUACGCUUAGUUUCAGGUCAUCACCAGCUGUCGCCAACCCAGGGAAAUUAUUCUCCAGUGUAUGAAGGGGAGAUGAUUAGUUUAUUCGGAGAGAAUGAAUGCAGGCAGCUUCCAUUUAUUUGGUAUGCAUCCUAGUCAUUUAAGUUGAGGACAUUUGAGGAAUGAGCAUUCUUAUGUGAUAAUUUUUCAUUGAAGCAUUACACUUAUAAAGUAUAUCUUAAUUCCAUUGUGUUAAAGCUUGUCCCUCCAAAAGAUAGGCUCUAUAUUUUUUAUGGUUUGUUCUCUCUUUCAGCACCUGCCUUGCACUGCCCAUCGUUUGAAGUUGCAACCCAAUUUGUCAUAAUUAGACUCUAGUGUAUCCAAAGACCGGUCAAACUUGUGUAUAGUACCUUCUAAUGCAAAUAGCCAUGUAAUUUAUUAUGAUCGUUUUUCAAUACAAGUCUCUUAUUCCAGGACAAAAAAAAAUCAUUGUAUUCUCUUGUGAACAUGAAUUUGGAAUAUAUGAGGAGAAAAUUUUGUAUUUACGAAUUUAUUCAGAUAUAUCAUUCUCAUAUGAUCAAUAACUCAUGUUCAGGAGGUUGGUCUCCUUUUACUUUUCAGGUUCUGUGAUUGAAAAGCUUGCUCAUGUAGUUUAGAAUAAAUAAACUAAGACUUA